This is a messenger RNA of Lutra lutra (Eurasian river otter), 2853 nucleotides long. It is a transcript of the gene GIT2, whose product is annotated as GIT ArfGAP 2. NCBI's taxonomy places the organism in Eukaryota, Metazoa, Chordata, Mammalia, Carnivora, Mustelidae. The coding region runs from base 140 to 1555 and encodes 471 amino acids. The transcript has 15 exons. Gene Ontology annotation, biological process: regulation of ARF protein signal transduction; brain development. Gene Ontology annotation, molecular function: GTPase activator activity; protein binding. The record is from RefSeq and is a predicted model, not a curated record.
UGCGACGCGGCUGCGAGGCGCUGAGGGGAGAGGCGCCACAGCCAGCGCCGCCGGGGAGACCCGUUAGAGCGGAAGCGCCUCCGCCGCAGCCUUCGCUGUCCCGCGGACCCUGAUUCCUGGCAGGUGGGAGGCGGGAGCCAUGUCGAAGCGGCUUCGGAGCAGCGAGGUGUGCGCUGAUUGCAGCGGGCCGGAUCCUUCCUGGGCAUCAGUAAAUAGGGGAACUUUUAUAUGUGACGAGUGCUGCAGUGUCCAUCGGAGCCUAGGGCGCCACAUCUCCCAAGUAAGGCAUCUGAAACACACACCGUGGCCUCCCACGUUGCUGCAGAUGGUUGAAACCUUGUAUAAUAAUGGUGCUAAUUCUAUAUGGGAGCAUUCUUUGCUGGACCCUGCCUCUAUUAUGAGCGGAAGACGUAAAGCUAAUCCACAGGAUAAAGUACAUCCUAAUAAAGCGGAAUUCAUCAGAGCCAAGUAUCAGAUGUUAGCAUUUGUACAUCGCUUGCCUUGCCGGGAUGAUGACAGCGUGACUGCCAAAGACCUUAGCAAGCAACUCCACUCAAGUGUGAGAACGGGGAAUCUGGAAACCUGUUUGAGGCUGUUAUCUUUAGGAGCACAAGCCAACUUCUUUCACCCUGAAAAAGGAAAUACCCCACUCCACGUCGCCUCCAAAGCAGGGCAGAUUUUACAGGCGGAAUUAUUGGCAGUGUAUGGAGCAGACCCAGGCACACAGGAUUCUAGUGGGAAAACUCCUGUGGAUUACGCGAGGCAAGGAGGGCACCAUGAGCUGGCAGAACGCCUUGUAGAAAUACAGUAUGAGCUGACUGACAGACUAGCCUUCUAUCUCUGUGGCAGGAGACCAGAUCACAAAAAUGGACAGCACUUUAUAAUACCUCAAAUGGCAGACAGCAGCCUGGAUUUGUCUGAAUUGGCAAAAGCUGCUAAGAAGAAACUUCAAUCCCUAAGUAAUCAUUUGUUUGAAGAACUUGCCAUGGAUGUGUACGAUGAAGUUGACAGGCGAGAGACCGAUGCAGUCUGGCUUGCCACGCAAAACCACAGCACCCUGGUAACUGAGACAACUGUCGUCCCCUUCCUUCCGGUCAAUCCCGAGUACUCUUCAACACGGAACCAGGGCAGACAGAAACUUGCUCGGUUUAACGCCCAUGAGUUUGCCACACUGGUCAUCGACAUUCUCAGUGAUGCUAAGAGGAGACAGCAAGGCAGUCCUCUUUCUGGUUCAAAAGACAAUGUGGAGCUUAUACUGAAAACAAUCAGUAACCAGCACAGUGUUGAGAGUCAAGACAAUGACCAGCCAGACUAUGACAGUGUGGCCUCAGAUGAAGACACAGAUCUGGAAGCUACUGCAAGCAAAGCAAACAGGCAGAAGAGCCUAGAUUCAGAUUUAUCAGAUGGACCAGUCACUGUGCAGGAAUUUAUGGAGGUCAAAAACGCUCUAGUGGCUUCUGAGGCCAAGAUACAACAGCUAAUGAAGGUGAAUAACAACUUGAGUGACGAGCUGAGAAUUAUGCAGAAAAAGUUGCUUGGAAAAGAUGCUAAUUAAUGAAGAGGAGCAGCCACUAUUGGUGUAUAAUUCACAGAUCGGUGCUUUCUAAAUAAAAAUUGAAAGUAACUCCUAACACUGAAUGGGUUUGCUAUUGAAAAAGUAAUGAUCUUCUGGUGCAAAUACGUUUGCUUGCGGACUUAAGCCUUGGCCCCGGUGGGGAAUUUGGUCAGAGUUUACAGUCUCUGUCAAAGAGUAGACAGCUGAACUUACACCACACCCAGCUUAUAAAAUGUCUUGGAAGAUGAAGGAGCACCAGAGGGGAAGGACACUGUGCAGACGGGACUCAGUUAAUUGUGUUUCAAAUGCCAGAUGCUAAGAAGUAACACGAUUCCUUGCUGAUCCCUUAACUCUAACUCAUCAAACACCAUGAAGCAGCCUGCAUGUGAGGAAUGGAAGGAGCAAUCAGGGUCUCCAAGUGACAGCCUCUAACUAAAAUAGGGUGGUGCCAGGCAGAUUAGAAUAAUUAAAGCUGACACCGCCAAGGUCGCAUUUUUGGGUGACAAAGCCAAAGGAGAGAGGCCAAAUAUUCCGGCCCUGGCUGAAAGCUGAUCGAUCACCAGAGGGAAGCAAGCGUGCUACGUGGAGCAUUCAGACGAAGCUGUUAACGUAGUUUGAUAGGCCUCCAGUUUUCUUCGUGAUAUGUUAAUAUAGCAAACGUACCAUGAUUCGGUUCCCUCUCUUUCUUAAGAAGUUCUAAAUUGUUUGGAAUAUCAAGAGUAUUCUGUAAUAAAAAUUUGUUGAUCAUAAUUUUUCUUGUUGGCUUUUUGGGAAGCAAUAGCCCAUCUGAUUUUUCGUAAGCUGAACUUCACUGUCUUUCUUGCUUUGCAAAGCAACUCCGGUUAUCUUUGUGCUGCUUCCAUGGUGUCUGCUGGCAUUUUUGGCAUUUGCAAAUUGCUCAGGGCUCAUUUGAAAAGCAGCUUACCUAAAUCUUCAUGAUCUCAAGCUCUUGCUUGAAAAAGCCUUAGAAGAAUCCAGAGUCUGGCUUGCCUGCAAACAUUUCCCAGGCCCACCAUGACCAGUUUUUAAGUGGUUAGACAUUUUGUUUUUAAAAAGUCCAAACUGUAACUUUUCUGCAAUGAGAAAUCAAGCCUGUUUAAUUUGCUUGAGUGAUAAAGUAAGUUGAUUGUGUGUCACUCAUUCUAGGAGAGUGAGCUCUUGUUUGUAGUUGCCUGUAACUUUCAACCCAGCUAGCUGUUACUGUUCUUACUGUUUAAAGCUGGUAGUUGUAUGCGUUUACUUGGUGUUUGCUUUUUCUGCUUGCUAUAGAAAAACACCGUCCCACUGCCAAACAUUUC